Messenger RNA from Solanum dulcamara, 546 nucleotides. RefSeq lists its product as uncharacterized. Bases 1 to 546 code for a protein of 181 amino acids. The record is from RefSeq and is a predicted model, not a curated record. The transcript has a single exon. Lineage: Eukaryota; Viridiplantae; Streptophyta; Magnoliopsida; Solanales; Solanaceae.
AUGUCCACUGAAUGGAAUGAAAGUGUCUAUGCAAAGGAAACUCUUGGGAAAGAAGUUGUGAGACACAUCAUUAGUCCAUAUUUUUGGAAUGACACUGUUCAAGCACUUAAAGUUGAUGGUCCUUUAGUUAAUGUACUUCGUAUGGUGGAUGGGGAGAAAAAACCACCAAUUGGCUACAUUUAUGAAGCCAUGGAUAGGGCAAAAGAAAGUAUUGAAAAGGCAUUCAAUUAUGAUGAAAGGAAAUAUAUGAAUGUUUUCAAAAUCAUUGAUGCAAGGUGGACGAAUCAACUUCAUCAACCUUUACAUGCAGCAGGACAUAUUUUGAACCCGGGGCUCUAUUAUAAAAAUAAUGAGAUGAAGACUUUAACUGAAGAAGUGUGGUUGGGAUAUCAUACAUGUGUUGAGAGGAUGAUCCUAGAUAAAACUUUGCAAGACAAAAUAGGGGAUGAGCUUGGUGUGUACAUGAAAGUUGAUGGGCUACUUGGAAUUAAGUCGGCCAUUAGAGCUAGAACCUUAAGGUCACCAGGUGAGCAUUUCAACAUUUAA